This is a messenger RNA of Caenorhabditis elegans, 2087 nucleotides long. It is a transcript of the gene aat-9, whose product is annotated as Amino acid transporter. The transcript has 12 exons. Gene Ontology annotation, biological process: L-alpha-amino acid transmembrane transport; transmembrane transport. Gene Ontology annotation, molecular function: transmembrane transporter activity. Lineage: Eukaryota; Metazoa; Nematoda; Chromadorea; Rhabditida; Rhabditidae. Bases 3 to 1628 code for a protein of 541 amino acids. Gene Ontology annotation, cellular component: membrane. The record is from RefSeq and is marked reviewed.
UGAUGUCAUCAAUAGAAGAUCUCCCAACAGUGGGAGAUGUAGCCGCAACACGACAUCAAAUGGGAUUAUGGUCAUGUAUGAGCUAUGUUAUCGCAAACAUCAUCGGCGCUGGAAUUUUCAUCACACCUGGAACAGUUCUCAAAUUAGCCCUAACAAAUGGCAUGGCACUUGUCGUGUGGCUCGGCUGUGGUCUGAUCUCCCUGAUUGGCGGAAUUUGUUAUAUUGAGCUAGGCACGUCGAUUCGAGAUCCCGGAUGUGAUUUUGCAUAUAAUGUUUACGUCGGCUGGGAAGGAAUCGCGUUCUCGUUCAUGUGGGUCGGCGUCAUCAUGUCAUUUCCAGCGUCGGCGGCAGUUCAAGCUCAAACUUUUGGACAAUAUAUUGUAGCCGGAUUGUCCCCCAUCUGGCACCUCGGUUCUCCAUAUGACGUCAUUCUUGAAAGAGGACUCGGAUUUGCACUUAUUAUUAUUCUCACCGUUCUCAACCUCUAUGCAAUUGACAAGUACGCGUCGAAAUUUCAAAUUUUUGUCACAAUUGCGAAGCUAUUGUCACUUGCUAUUAUUAUUGUCACCGGAUUUUGGUAUUUAAUAGUGAAGGGAGAAACCGAGCAUUUUAAAGACGCAUUCACACCUCUUCCCAACGAAAAAUAUGAUAUUGGACAAAUUUCCUUGGCAUUUUACGGAGCACUCUGGAGUUUUGCCGGAUGGGAUAUUCUCAACUAUGGAACACCGGAAAUUAAGAAUCCGAGAAGAACGAUGCCAAUCGCCCUGCUCGGCGGUAUUUCGGCGGUCACUCUCGUGUAUAUGGCGAUGAAUGUCUCCUAUAUGACCGUCUUGGAUACUGAAACACUCAAAAAUAGCUCAGCUGUGGCCGCCGAUUUCGCCCGGAUCACGCUCGGCGACUUUUCCUACGCAAUUCCGUUUAUGAUUUCGAUUUUGCUCAUUGGAACUCUUAAUAGCAAUAUUUUUUGCGGUUCUAGAUUUACACACGCAGCAGCCCGUGAAGGACAUUUGCCCACAUUUCUCUCGUGUAUUAAUGCAGAAUCGAAUAGUCCACGUGCCGCACUACUUUUCCAACUGAUUUGCACAAUCGCCGUCACUUUUGUCGAUACUGAGAGCCUAAUCACCUACGUAACAUUUGUAAUGUUCGGCCAACGCGUGUUCACAAUGGCGGCACUAUUGUGGAUCAGAUAUCGAAAUAUUCCCGUACAUCCCGACGCAAUCCGGGUUCCACUCAUCUUUUCGAUUCUUUUUUUCAUGAUUACCAUCGCUCUUGUCGUCACCCCGUUUAUCGAGGAUUUUACGACCACAAUCGUCGGCGUCGGACUGGUUUUGAUGGGUUUCCUGUUGUAUAUGAUUUUUAUGAAACCGAAGCAGCUUCCCGGAUUUCUUUACAGAUUUAAUGACGGUAUAACACGUGUCACGUGUAAAAUCCUAUUCACAACGCCCGACUUGAAGCACGCAUCGGAAAUUGAAACGCUGAAAUCCGACGGUGAGCUUAACCGUGGAGAGACUCUUUCAUCACGAUUUCAUAAUGAAUCUGUCGUUUCAAACGACGAACGUACAACACUCUCGACAUCACAAAUCGACACUGCCGCCGCCGGCACCGCCGAGCCAAUGACUCGUCUGUAAUUUUAUUGAUUUUCCAUGAUUUUUUUUUCUCACCUCACCCCACUCGUGUUUACCGUAAUUUUAUUGAUUUUUUCUUCACCCCACCUAAUUCACCAGCUUUACCAAUUUUCCUCGUUUCUGUUAAUUUCCCAGAAAAUCGAUGAUUUCUGGGAAAAUCGAUAAUUUACCGGAAAAUCGAUAUUUUCAUCAAAAAUUCGAUAAUUCCAAAAAAUUCGAUAAUUUAUCGGAAAAAUCGAUAAAUUAUCGAUUUUUCAUCCCAAAACCAUUCCCCUCAUCAUCAUGAUUUGUUCAGUUCUUUCCAUAAUAUCUCUCUCUCUCACACAACACAUUUCAAGCACAAAAAAUGCACAUUUUGUUGAAUUUUUUUUACAUUGUUUUUUCAUUUUCCUCCAAGUAAACCCAUUUUAUUUUAAAAUUUACAUUUAAAAAUCAUCACAAUAAAAAUAAUUUAAAACGAAA